AGGUGUCGGGAGUGGUGUUGGUUGACCAGCUGAUCGCGGGCAGGCUUGGAUUCUCCUACACAAGGGCUACCCGGCCACUAGUCGCCAUUUUCCUUAUACUUGCGGAAAGAGAGAAAUAGCACUCGUACCAACCAAAUAGAGCCAUGUCUCAUUGAUUUCACACAUUUCUACGCGACGCGAGCCACAAUAAAGGCUGAGCUUGUGUAUUCUGCAUGGGAAAUACACAUUAAGGGCCCAAAACGGGGAGAAAAGUGGAGAAAAACAAAGUAAACAGUGAAUAUUUUGGUUGGGUUUGCUUUCCUGCCAGCAAACGAUCAGUUCAUCUUGGACGUGAAAGGAGUUGGUCUUCCCAAUGAGAAACUACGGAGUUAUUUAGCCUUCUAGCCUUGCAAUUGGAAUAUUCCUUAUCCUAAAGACACAGACACCAUGUCGUCUGGAAUUAUAGGCUGCAGAGAGUUCGUGGUGGGUGGAAAGUACCGCCUGGUACGGAAAAUAGGGAGUGGAAGCUUCGGUGAUAUUUACCUGGGGAUUAACAUCACCAAUGGAGAGGAGGUGGCGAUCAAACUGGAGGCCAUGAAGGCGCGGCAUCCCCAGCUCCUAUACGAGAGUAAAGUCUACAAGAUCCUCCAGGGAGGUGUUGGUAUUCCACACAUCAGAUGGUUUGGCCAGGAGCAGCAAUACAAUAUCUUGGUUAUGGAUCUCCUGGGACCUUCCUUAGAAGACCUUUUCAAUUUCUGCAGUCGUCGUUUUACCAUGAAGACAGUUCUUAUGCUUGCAGAUCAGAUGAUUGGUCGCAUAGAGUUUAUACACAACAAGAACUUCAUUCACAGAGAUAUAAAGCCAGAUAAUUUUCUUAUGGGCAUUGGUCGUCACUGCAACAAACUUUUUCUGAUCGACUUUGGAUUGGCCAAGAAGUACAGAGAUAAUCGGUCACGUGCGCACAUACCUUACCGAGAGGACAAGAAUCUUACAGGAACGGCACGAUAUGCUUCUAUCAAUGCUCAUUUGGGUAUUGAGCAGAGCCGGCGAGAUGACAUGGAGAGCUUGGGAUAUGUCUUGAUGUACUUCAACCGUGGGUCUCUUCCAUGGCAAGGUCUCAAAGCGGCCACAAAGAAGCAGAAGUAUGAAAAAAUUAGUGAGAAAAAGAUGUCAACGCCUGUUGAAUCACUCUGCAAGGGUUUCCCAGCAGAGUUUGCAAUGUACCUAAACUACUGCCGGGGGUUGCGGUUUGAUGAAGCUCCUGAUUACAUGUACCUGCGCCAACUCUUCCGCAUCCUGUUCCGCACUCUUCAUCACCAGUACGACUAUACCUUUGACUGGACCAUGCUUAAGCAAAAGGCUGCAUCAACUGCAGCAGCAGUAUCAGGAACCACUCCUCAACCUGCAGCGACUCAAGGUACACAGAAGCAGCUCUGAGGUCUUGGAUGAAGGUGAUUAAAGGAGGCCACUAAAAGAAUGCUAGUGAAUACAAUGGAUAAAUUUGUGGAAAGAAGCAAGCCCAAGGUGAUCCCCUUUCUUUAUGCUGCAAGAAAACAAAGAAAUGGAGGACAUUCGCUUGAUUUAAUGGCCCGAAGCAGCGAUGGUGCAAUGAGCAUUUUUAUUGAUGAGUAGCAGGGAAAUGAUUGCUCGUCUGCAUUGCCCUGAUCAUCGCUGUUGUUGUUGCUUAUUGGCCACUAGUGCUGCUUGCGAUGGCCUUAUCUUUGGACAUCAUAUUUUUCUUCUGACCUGUUUUAAAAAUGAUUUAUUUGAAUUUGUAUAAUUCUAUAUGAUGUCCGAAGAAUGUUGUAGAAUGAUUCCUCAUGGGUGAAGGGAUGAUUUUCUCUUGAAAUCUUGUGUGUGAUAAUCUUGGUGGUUACAGAAAAUCUUAUGGAUCUGUUGGUUGUUUCUGAUUUUUAAUAUGAUGACAUGGAAAGCAAGCUGAAAAUAAACUUUAAACACGAAAGGGUCUUUCUAGCUCCGUAGUUUUUCUCCACACGACCAGUUCAUGUUGAAUUCACUUCAUAUAUAUUUAGCCAUAUCAUACCUAUAACUUUCCUUAAGAAGAAAGUUCUCUACGUGGCUACCGAGUUGAUCCUCAAGUGGAGUAACAACUGACCCCCAAAAAAAAAAUGAAUAAGGUGUAAAAAUUUAAAAAAAAAAAGUCAAUAAUUUCUACAUAGGCAAGGGUUUAUUUUAGUAGUGCUUAUUUCUCAUUUUAAGUUUUUAAGAAGGGAGCUUCUUUGUAUGUAGAAAAGGCGAGUCUGAUAAUGGAUGAAUGCUAGGAUUAGACAAUGGAGAGAGAGAGCACGCAUUGAGCGGGGUUCAUUUCGGCGUGAUAGCUCGUAACCCGCAAAGAGUAUCCAACUUUCAUAUUUUGUAUUAACUGCUGCACCUUAGCAGUUAUUAAUCAUAAGUUUUUAAUUAUGCAGAGGAAUUGAUAUGAUUUUGUUGUUGCAACUGUAUAUUAGUUCAGAUACAUAAUACAGGAUAAUUCUACAACCUGUAUCCUGUAAAAGUCCUUCUUUCAUAGAGGAUUGUUAUUUCCUUCAUUUUGUAUUUUCUUAAUUGAGUUCUCCAUUUUGUUUGUGUAGCACUCAGUGUUUGAGCUGAACAUAACCCAUGUAACUUCUUGUAUAACAUUUGCUUAUAUUGUUAAGGUGAGUGUGUGUGUGCGCGCGUGUAUGUGAGAGUAUUUGUUGAUACCGUGUCUGGCAGGUGUGUUAUGGCUACUUCUCAAGUCGUUUCUCGUCAGUGUAAUGUAAUAAAAACUGAUUGAUAUCAGAUAAAUAGGAUGUAUUAAUCCCACUUUAUAACACAAAACUGUAAGUCAAUAUAGGAUGGAAGGAUAUAAUUUCUUUUAUUUCUCUUCGCUCUUACUCCUUCCCUUUGUACACUAGAAAGUUUUUGAUCUAUGGAGCACUUGUAUCCCCUUUUUCUGAAACGUGCAUAUGCCAAGUGGUUGGCAUAAUGUAUCCCAUGAUAUGAUUAUCCUCAUUGCCAUGUAGGUAAACAAAUAAUAGUAGACUUGUAAACAGGCAGCAAAAAUGAAUUUUUUGGGAGAUCUUUUAUAUCUUUCCACAAGGCCUUCAUGAUGGAAGUGAUGCUGGUUUGAAAAAUAGUGGAAACUUUAAAUGCUUUAAGGCUUGUUUACAAAAUAUACCCUCAGACAGUGGCCCUUAAAGUAUAUUCUAAUUAAAUUUGUUUUUGAUUGGCUUUCAUGGACUGCACCGAGGCAUGGAUAAUCAUGCUUCAAUUUUAAAUAUUGUACAUCUAGUUCUUUUAUGUAAAGUGUCAAAUUGACUUGGCUUCCAUGCCUCGGUGACUAAAGAAUGGAGCAGAAGAUGCAACUUCACAGGAUCAUUUUCCAGUCAACCUAGAUGACUUCUUUGUAAUUCUCAUAAUGUCCAAUGGAAUAUUUUUGUCACUAAUUGGUUGGAAAAGAAACUUAAGAGUUUGAGGAUUAAAUAUGAAGAUUCGUGAUAGAUUUUCAUACAUAGUUUGUGUCCUCAGAAGAAUGUUGUGAAGAAAGCCUUUCUGGAACUGCCUGAAGAUGGCUUUCUGAGGAAUGUUUGGGACAAAGUGACAACCUGACAUUCUUUUAGUGACAGUCGUCACAGUUUUACAACAUGUUUUUAUCACAGUUAUCAAAAUAAAAAUCAUAUAAUGAACCUUGUUUAAAACUGCUUUUUAGACUUUAGGGUUAUUUUGAUAUCACAUGUGCACAUAGUAUCUAAUAUGAGAAGUACUUUUAAUAGGAGAUAAGGAAUUCAUGUACAGAUGGUUUUUGGAUCACAGGAUCAUUUAAAGAUUUAAUGACUACAUAACUAAUGUAAUAAAUUACUAGUGAUCUACUGACUUCAGGCAUUCUGAUUGAAAGUAUUAUCAGGAGUGAAUAGUGUGGUCAAUUAUUCCUAGGAAACUAAUAAUUUAAGAAAUCAAAUGCUUAAGAAGCAAUCUUUAAUCACUGUAAAUGACUAAACAUUUGGUCAUAAUUUUCUAUCAAUGACAGUUCUUUGUUGGAAAUAUUUUGUAAUUUUUGUCCAGUUGUGUGCAUGUGUGUGGGGUGAAAUUGUUAUUCUCAAUUUCAUUUUCUGCUGAAAUUUCAUUGCACAAGUGAUACCAAAAUGUCCAACAGUCUUUUAAAGUGACAGUGUAUAAAUAGACAUUGACCUCUACCAUCAUGAGUCACUUUUUGGGGUGACCUAUAGUAUGUAAAGUUAAAAGGUGUUCACAAUUAAUUUUUUUUUUAACCAGUUCAUUAUUCAUCCUUAUUUUCAGUCACGUGAAGCUGUAGAGCAUUGCAUAGAAGUGUAGUCUAAUAAAAACAGAAAAUUAA
This is a messenger RNA of Procambarus clarkii (red swamp crayfish), 4315 nucleotides long. RefSeq names its product casein kinase I. Gene Ontology annotation, molecular function: protein serine/threonine kinase activity; ATP binding. The record is from RefSeq and is a predicted model, not a curated record. Gene Ontology annotation, cellular component: cytoplasm; nucleus. Gene Ontology annotation, biological process: signal transduction; negative regulation of canonical Wnt signaling pathway; peptidyl-serine phosphorylation. Lineage: Eukaryota; Metazoa; Arthropoda; Malacostraca; Decapoda; Cambaridae.